AGGAAAAUGUUUGUAUGUGUGUAUGUGCGUGUGUGUAUGUGCGUUUGCGUGUGUGUGUGUAUGUGCACAGGUGUGUAUUUGUGUGUCUAUAUACACACAUGUGGGAAUUACAGAUGCUCACUCUGACAGGAGACAUGAAAUUUUACAGUUCAAAAACCACUUACAUGCCUUUGAGAAAAAAGUUUUAUUCAGGGUUUUCACUGUGGACAGAAUUAUAUAGUUGCUUACUUAAUUCUGAUAGUUUGUAUUUAAUCCUUGUAUAAAUAGGUGAAAAAGAUUCAGGUUUUCUUUAGUAGUCAAUAGCAUAAAGCGUUGUGGGAAAACAAGUAAUUGUCAAGUGAAACAUUUUUAUCGGUGAAAGACCACUCCAGCCAUUCAGUUGAACCAUCUUAUAAUGGAAAUAUGAUAUUAAUAGUUUGUAAACAUUUUUACAUACUAUACUUACAGCUAUUGUAAGUAUGUCAAACAACCAAUCAAAGUUUAAAUAGCUAUCUCCAUACUAAGAAAAAUUAAUAUAUACAGUAUUAGUACACUACAGUGUAUUCUAUGAAAUAUGAAAUGCACUUAAGUGCAUCCACCAGGAAUAGAAAAGAAAACCUUAAAUGAUAUGUAUAAUGAAAUUUAAUAUUUAUCAUUUAAUAGUUGAUUUACAGGAAGUUGGGGUUUAUAAGGUAUAUACUUUUUAAAAAAACUGACACAUAGUUAACCCCAGCAGCUAUAGAAUCCUUUAAUAUAAGAUGGAAUACUAAGAACAAAAAGUAAUUUAAAUUUAAUUAUUAAAAUAAUUUAAUUUUGUUUUUAUUUGAAAAAUAAGCUAAUGUGUAAGGUUAGAAAAGAAAGUUGGAAUGCAACUUAGAGCAUGUUUAUAAUGUGCACAGAAAAAGCUUGAGAAUGAUAAUUUUGGUUUAAAUGUGCUGGUUAGUUGAUGUUAUGACUACUUUAAAUUUUAAGGAUUGUGACACACUCCUACUAUUGAAAAACCUCAGUGUAACUUUAAUAUAUUUGCUGCUGUGACAUUUCAAAACAUUUUCAGUUUAUCAAAAUGAAUUACAGAUUUCAUUUUGGUGGGCGAUACAUUAUCAUUUUGCUAAUAACCAAAUUUGCAGUUUGUUCAGGGUCUUGAAUAGAUUUACAGAUAUUUAACACUGAAGCUGUUUUGAACUUUCAGUAAUGUAAACUCUCUACUAAUUGGGUAGUUAGAAGCUGGGCAGUGCAUUUUAACUUUUACUAGACUCAUAAGAGAGACCAGUAAUUUUUAUAUAGCAGUUUUAAAAUGUGGUUCAGAGUAUCCAUGUUGGAUUUAUGGGGUAUGCAGUUUUAGUGGUAAUAUGUUAUAAAGCAUGUGCCUCCAUAUAAAGAAUGGGGAUUUGCUUCGUAUAUUCAGAAUUCUCCGAGUGCCCCUUUUCUCUGUUAAAAUUCAGGUUCUGAUCAUUUUUCUAAGCCAAUUUUCAUGAGUCCGAAAGGAAUACUUAAAGCUGAAUUUAAAAAAUAAGUGCACCUUGUCAAAUACUUGUGUUUUUACACUUGUGUUUGUGUGUAUCUAAUAAUCACAUAUACAUUUAAUACUAAAGAGAUUUUCAGCUAUUACAUUUAAAAACUGCUUACAUAUGUUUAAAAAAACUGAAGAGUGGGAAGCUACACAACCAGGUAGUUAUUUGGUCUCUUAGAUCUAUACUGAACCCUCUUCAGCUUCACGUUACCUGCAUACUAGGUAUGAAUCCUCUUGCUCUUUUUUUUUUUCCCCAGUAAGUAUACAUAAUAGAUUGCAAAACAGCAGAUGUCAGGGUCAUCUUUCUUUUUAAAGAAUUAAGCCAUAUUUUGUGAGGGCCAGAACUUGGAUUAUUUAAUAUAUUUCCCCUCCUCCCCCAUUGAAAAACAAAUUUAAAAAUAAAAUGUUUCAACACAAUUUUAUUGACCUCUUUAUACAGAAUUUUACUUGCAAAAAUUUGGGGGCCUGAAUGCAUUACAUAAUAUUUAUAUUGAGCUUUUUUAUUCCUCACACUAUAUUUACAUUAAUAAAUUGAUUGAGAAGUUUAUAGUAAAGGGAUACUUACAGAACACUUUUAUAUCAUUUAAAAGAUGACCUGACCAAAAACUUUACAGGAUUCAUAAAAUCAGGGAUCAUUUUGCUAUUGACUUCACAGUGAUCAGUAGUUUUAUAGGUAAUAUUAUAGUUAAUUUGCAGCAUUUAGUAUUUGUAUUAUUUAUUUUUGGUCAGAAAUAGUAAAUUAAAUAUUUUUUGAUAGUUUAUAGGUAAUGAUCAACCCGUAACUUUUAAAAGAAACAAAAUGUUUCUAAUUAUUGAGUUAACUUUUGAUUAUACAAACUAGGAAAGGCAGGGAAAUUUAUGGGUUCCCCUUCUCCCCAGUGAUUCUAUUAAGAUGUUCUUUAUGUUAAACUUUCAAAGUACUUUAUAAAUUUAGUUACCAGUUACUACUUAUUAAUUGACAGUUUUCUGAAAAAUCCAGUUUCAGCAGACUUUUAAUGAAGGUGAAAGCAACCCUUAUAUGCUUUCUACGUAUUUGAAUGUUCCUCAAGUAUUUUAUAUUUAAAAAAAAAAAAAAAGAAGGAAAAGAAAAAACAGUGCCUCUGUUUUUAGAAAACUACUGCUCAGUAAAGUUGUUUAAACCAUUUCUGGUAGCUAAUGACAAUUUUAUAUUAAAUUGUAUACUAACUUUAGUGAGACUGAUUUUUUUAGUUGUUUACAGUACAAAUACUUGUAUUUGUUUUUUAAUUGCAGUAUUUCCAUUGUCGCAGUAAUUUAGUAAAACUCUGUGGCUGCCUUGAUUUUGACAGAUUUUGUUAAUAUAAACUGAUUGUUAGGCAAUUAGUUAUAUUUAUGCAUAAAUCAAUUGCACUAUAAUUCAUGAAUUAUUUAUUACAAUAUUUUCUAAUGAAUUCAUGUAUCUGUCUUGUGUUGUAAAUGUAUUGUAAUUCUGUUCCUACUUUGUGUUGUUAUAUAUCUAAAUCUGAUUGUAUGAAUUUUAAUUGUUCAGUUAACGUGUUUCUAGGUUGUAAUUUGUAGUAAAGCACUUCAAUGCUUUUGCACUUAAAUUUACAACACUGUUGGUGUGUGAUUGAUUUACUCAUUCAGUAAAUGAAAAGAAAAGAAAAGAAAAGAAAAAACUGACUACACUGACUUUUGAUUCGCUGUAGGAAUGAGUUUUAUUUAUAUUAAUAUGAAAAAUUGACUUAUCCAAAGAACUAUUUCAACAACAAAACUCGUAAUGAACAAAACCAGUAGUAACAUAUAAAAAAUAGGCAGGAUGUUUGGUUUAUAAAUCGAACUGGAAAAGGUUAGAAAGAAAUUUAACAUUAGAACAAGGGAGCUAUUAAAGAUAUAAUUGUAGAACCUUUACAUAAUCACUUGAGAAUAAAAUCUAGAUUGGGGACUUAUGUGUAUUCAGCUAUUACUUACUGAUAUUAGGUUUUUCCUUGAGACUCUAACGUGCAAGAAAUAUGAAAAAGAAAAAAUUUGGAGGCAAAUAAACAUUACGGAAUUUUAUAAUUUGAGAAUUUAGUUAGCUAAUAUCUGAUAUGUGUGUAUUAGAUAUGAUCUAAUACUGAAUAUCCAGUUAGUAACUUUAUGAAGCUGUGCUUCAUAUACCAUUACAUGGAAAUUAUUGACCACUUUGGUAUUUUGGAAGUUCCAUUAUUAAAAGUAAUAAAAUGGGGAAAAAAAGUAAUUAACUGAAAAGAAACUUUGUUAAAGACUUCCUUGAAUACUCAGAAGACAAAUGUAAAAAUCUUGCGGUGGUUUUCAGAAUAGUUAACAUUAAUCAUUAGUUUUAAUUAUUUCUGUUUUCCUUUUGACUUUGCUAACAGAAAAAAAACAUUUAAGCAUUUUAGAAACUUAGAAUGCAAAUUAAUCUUUAAAAUACAGUGCAAUGAAUUUUUCUAAGAAACAAAAGCUCUCUUUAUUUAAUCACAGAUAUGUUUACUAGGCCAUAACAUAACUUUAAGGAAACUUUUGAAGUGUAUCUAUCAGAACUCUGGGUUUUCUUUUGCUUAUGUGAAAAUUAUAAUUUUUACUUUGCUGGAAAAGAGUAUAAUAUCACGUAUAUCUUCAUGUUUGAUGGUUAACAUUUCCUCAUGUCUCUGUUCUCCAUAUAUUUUUUGAAUUAUCUAAGAGUGAAUCUUGGGAAUCAGUUCCAUAAUUUACUCCCCAAUUAUGAUAAAAUUUACCAAAAAAAAAAUUUUUUUUUCAGAAUGGAAAAGAUAUUGGGGUCAUGUCUGUGGAUUUAAAACAUUUUACUGUUAAUUUCAUAUCUUUUCUCACUUUGAUAACUGCUUUAUGUCAAAUACAUAUUAGUUUUGGUGAAAUAUUGGUUCUAGUAAAGUUAUCAUUUUUCUAGAAAAUUUUGAUCUAAUGUUCAGAAUUUGCGUUAGUGUUUUUGAUACUCAAAUAACAUAAUAUUUUAAAAAUGUAGAUGAAAUAUUGCAUACUUAUCUGUGAAACAGGUUAAGCCAGUUUUAGGGAGCAAAAUAAAAAUUAAUUUCACUUUUUAUUUUAAAAUAAAAAUCCUUUACUUUUUAAUAUACAUGAAUAUAAUAAUCCUUUAAACAAAAUACAAUCUUCUAUAGCAAUUCAUAAUCAGUAUAUCCCAGUUCCAACCCUAAAUAAAAUUUCUACAAACCAAAAACUACUAACAAUAAUAGCAAAUAUAAGAAAUCAUGAAUGGGAGGCUAUUUUCAUGUACAGAGUUUGGUGAUCUGUUUAAUUUAAAUAGAUACUUUUCUGAAACAGAAUUCUUUUAAUAUAUUUUAUUCUUCUUGCUGCUGGUAUUGGAUUAAAAAAUUUUUUUUGUAGACUUCUGCCUUGGCUGCUAAGUAAUCCUGGGUGUUAGUUAAAAUUAGAUGUAUAUUAGUUUCUUCAGUGGGACAUUUUCCAGCAUUUGAAAUUAAAUAAUUAGUUCAACUGUUGAUGCAAAAUCAGAGGAAGCUACUAAAAUGGAAAAAGGAAAAUCAGCAUUAAGCAAAGUUUUGGAAUCUUUGUGCAUACAUCACCAGCAACAAGUUUUGGCCAUGUUGAAAUUUCUAGUCCAAGAGCAGAAUGCUGCUUCUCUUUGCUAUUGUAAUACAUCAUAUACUGUGUCUUCAGAAUCUCAAAAGCCCCUAACUGAAGAUGAUUUACAUGGUCUAUUCUGUAGUUGUGAAUAUAGGCUGGCAGAAAGAGGGUGUUUACAAAAUGAAAGACAAAGCCCUGGUUUUGUGCCUCUGCCAGUCUGUAUUAAAGAUUUACAUUGUUUAUCUUGCCAAACUGUAACUAUUGAACACAUUAAGACAGUAGUGAAUAGAGGAAUUGCAAACAGUUAUAAUUCUCACAGGUGCUGUUCCGGACUGUUACCAAACAUUCACUCUACAAAAUCAACCUCUCAUGCUCCUCUUUCAUCAAGGGAAGUAUGUGAUGUUUCAGUCAGUCUUAAGGAUGUUUGUAGAUCUCGAAGUCCAUCACCUCCACCAUUAUCACCUGUACAGACUGAAGGAUUUGAAAAAUUGAAAGAUGUCGUCUCAGAGCUUUCAGCCUUAGAAAAUAACAGACUUGAAAUAAACAUUAAUCAGCCUCCAUCUCUCAUACCAGCAGAAAUAAACAGUGACAAGGGUGAUCCCGAAGGUAAAAUACAUAAAACUAAAAAAUCCAGUAACUCUGAUUAUUUGCUCCUGGAAGACAGCGAUAAUUGUACCACAAAUCAUGAAAAAGGUGAAACUACUGUAAUUUUUCAAGAUUUAAUGGAUCGUAUUAAUGAAAAAUUAAAAUCAAUAGAAACUACAGAUGUGACAAACCUUAUAAAAUUAUCUAGCAGUGAUUGUAAUACAGAUAAUGAUUUAAAAUUGAGAGACUUAAUAUCCUCACUCUUGCAUAAUGCCAAGGCCAGUGAUUACAGUUUCAUGGAAUUGCUGAGUCAACAUGAUAAAAAGGUAGAAAAUAAAAUUAUUCAGACAAGAUUUCGAAAGCGUCAAGAAACCUUAUUUUCAAUGCACAACUCUCCUGAUUCACCCAUGUUUAGAAGGCAGUCUUUACAAAUAAAAAGAGAACUUGCUAGUCUUGAUGAAAAUUUUGUAAGAAAAAAAUACACUGAAAAAAAUUCAAGGAAGUUGACACGCAAUGAUGAGAUAAAAUUUUCCACGGACAAAGAAGAAUUCUAUCAUUGCCAAGGGUCUUUACAAAAUUCUGAAAGCCUGCAAGAUAAUAAUCAUGCAGAAACAUCAUUUUCGCCAGAUUGUGCAUUUCAAUCAGUGCAACUACCUCUUCAUAGUUUAGAAACUAACUUGGCUUUUGAUGCAUUUUCAGACAGCUUUAAAACAACUUCCCCUGGGAAAAUGAGCAUGAGAAAAUCACAGGAGAAAUCUGCAGCUGGAAAAAAACUUUUGCAAAAUCGCAAGGAGAAUCCAAAACUAGAGAAUACUCAAACUCCUUUGAAAAGUGGUGUUCCUGGACUUUUGAGCAGAACUAAACGAAAUAUUGUACCCCCAGGGUGGUAUUCUGUAUAUGUAACAAAUAAUUAUGUCUUCAAAAAAUCCCCUAAGGCCAAAAAAGUUUCUGAAUCUACAAAAAAAAAAGAUCCAGUGAAAAAUAUUCAAAUUGAAAGCUCACACAAUAUAGAUCUAAACAAAAUUGCAAUGAAUUCUAAUUUACAAGUUGUUGUGGAGCGUUUGGAAGACACGAUAAAUAUGGCCAAAAAGUCUUGGAAUAAUCACUCAUUAGCUGAAGGAUGCAAGGCAUCCAAGAAAUUGAUAGAAAUUAAUGGUAAAGAUCAAACUUCAGGUAGAAAUAUGACUCUUACUGUAAGCAGAAUGACAUGCAAAGAGCAGAGUUUAUCAAAAUCUGUGGUAGCAGCCAGCAAUAUCAAAAGCAAUCAUAUUCCUGCAACAGAUUUGAAUAGCAAAAGACUUGAUAAUCUGGAAAAGCCAUCUAUCUUAGAUACGAGUAGCUUGAUUUCCAGUAUUCAAAGUGUGCCAACAAAAUUUGAAGCCAUUGAAAGCUCUUCUUUUUCCAGCUAUUCUAGUCCUAUCAAACUCAUGUUUUUAUCUGAGGUUAAAAGCAGUGAAGGAGUCAAAUAUACUUUAACUUCAGUUGGUACUUCCAAGUCAAAUAUUGAUCUUCCUUCUGAAAAGUGUCCAACUCAUCAUGUAAUUGAAAAAAAACCAGAAACCAAUAAGGAUGUCCCAAAUGCUAACUUUGAAAAUUAUAGUUCUAAUCUUAAUGAUAGUGACAUUCUACAGGGAGAACUAAACAAAUUUAAUUGUGCAAAAGAAACUACAGAAUCCCCUGCAAUGUUUAUAGAUGAUAUGAAUAGUGAUAAGCCACAAGGCGAACCUAAGGAAAAUCCAAGCAAUGGUAUUGAUUCAUCUUUUAAACGAAAACCAGGUAGACCUAAAAAAAUAGGUCCCCAGGUUGUGAAACAAAUUAAACGGCCAAUUGGAAGACCACCAAAACCUAAAACUGAUCAAAGAGACAUCACCAUUUGCCAAAAUGAGUCUUCUAGUGCUGGAAAGAAAAGUCCAGAAUCUCUCAUAUCAGAAGUAAAAGAAGGUAUUUGUAAAAAGAGUAUUACUGUAACUGUUAUUUAUGGAAGGUCAAGAAGAACUAGAAGGCAUGUUUCUGAAGGAACUGUAAACAUAAGCAAUGUUAUGUCUUUCAAAAAUAAUGUUGCAGAUUUUCCAACUGAAUGUAACAGUCUCAGAAAUAUUAGACAAUACAAAAUUGACUCAGGUGAAAGAAGUGCUGUUUCAAGUUUGACUACUGAAAGUGAGAUCUUGGGGUCUGACUUUGAAUAUGUUAGGCCUAUCAAGAACAAGUCUGUGAUACCUCAACCUUCCAAGAACAUUAUUCGACCAAAUCAGAAGCCUUUUGCAAUAAUUAGGAAGCCUGGUAGACCUGCAAAAGUGAAAAUCUCUGGCAUAUCUGUGACUAUUAAUAGAGUUUCACCUCAGGAGAGAGAAGUAAGUAUUAGCAGCUGCUUACCUCCUUUAGAACAAGAAAAUAUAAUAGAAAAAAAUCUGGCUGAAGAAAAGUAUGAUCACCAAUGCAAUAAGAUGGCUACAAGGCACACUGAAGCUGACAUAUUUAAGAAUGGAUCAAAAAGUAUGGUUGCUACUAUACCUUUGAGACAUUCUAUUAGGGAUAGAAAACCAUCUCUCCAUUUCUUACAUCCAUUAGCAUCUUCUAGCUCACUUAUUUAUAGAAAUGCUCUGCUCCGUAAAUCAUAUAAACUCCAUUUGCAGAAAGGUAAAAGUCAGAAGGAAAAACAUAGGCAGUCAAGGAUAAAAAUAGCUUCGAAAGGUACCCCAGCAACUAGAAAUUCAAGAAAUGCAAAACUGUGUUUGGAAGAUAAAUUAAUACCCAUUUCUGAAGUAUCCUUGGACCCUAUAAUCUCAUCAAACCCUUUGCUUAGGUGGUGGGCUGCUUCUACUUCCAGCGAUUCCUUAUUAGAGGAGUUAAACAAUAGAUUUGAGCAAAUAACAAAUGCUUGGGUGCAAGUGAGUGGAGAUGAAGCUGGAAAUUGUGUUCAUAAAAAAAGAGAACGCAUUGAAAAUGAUAAUUUCAAAAUAGCAAACCCUUUGGAAACCUGUCUUUUAGAACUUGAAGUUUCACCUGUAAAAAUGCUUUUUCGGAAAAAGUAUGAUUUGAAUGAACUCUGUAUCUGGUUUAUGCAAACAACAGAAACACAGUCUCUUUCGCUAGUUAGAAAAGCAAAUGCUCGAAACCCUUUGGAAGUAAUAAAUACCAGAGGAAUUAAAUUAGGGACCAAAUAUUCUAAUUUUAAUACCAGCCCCUUCAGAAAGCACUUUAAAAAAUUUGCACUAUCUUCUCCUUCAAAAUCAGCAGGGAAGUUGCAUAUACUGCAUAAAAUGGUUAGCUCUCCACUGUUAAAUGUGAAAAGUAAUUUAACAUUAGCUAGAUUAAAAAGAACUGAGUUUAAGAGGUUGCAACAUGAAAGGUGGAAAAGAGAGGGAAAGCUGCACAACCACGGAACAAUUGAUUGGAUCUCUAAAAGGAGGAACUUAAGAUUUUUCUGCCAAAACCAAUUUUUAAAUAAGACUGAGGGGGGAACAAAUGCUGACAUCCCACUCCAAGGAAAAAACACUUUAAAUAAUCAGUUUAUUUUGCCACCUGAAAUCAGGGAUGACUCUUUGCAACAGAAGGUGGCAAUGUCUGACUUGAAAACACAUGCUAGUUUAGAGAAUAAUUUUAAGUCACAAGCAAAGGAGAAUGGAACAAAUUACAGCCAAAAAGAUUUUGAAAAGGGACCAAGACUAGGAAAUGUAUGUCCAAAUAAUUGGAGGUCAAAAACCUUAAAAGAUUGUAGAAUAUUUUUGAGGAAGAUCAACUAUCUUGAACACAGAAAUAGUUUUAAGCUAAAUACAAUCAUUUACUCUCCUGAAUCUGUUGACAGUGGAAGUAAUCAUCAGGCUCAUAGAGAAGAAUCAAAGCGCUUUACCUUAAGAUCCCAUUCUGCUAGGCAAAAUUCUUUUAAAAAGCAAUCUAAAGAAAUUGAAAAUGCUAAAACAAAUAGUCCUUCAACCGAUAAAUUUCCCGGCCAACUUGACAAUAGUAAAUUAAAUAAAUGUGUUAACUAUGACAAGAAUCCUGAUAGUUCUGACGUUCUUAGCAAAUUGAACAAAAGAAAAAGACCACCAUGGAAGACCACAGAAAUGUCAACAAAAAGACAUAAACGACAGUCUUGCAACAGUGGACAAAUGGCAAACUAUUAUUCAAAAUCCCAACUAGCAUGCUACAAAUGAAAACUGAUGAGAAAUUGAAUUCGUCCGAUGGGAAUACAGCAAGUUGCCCUUUGAGCCCCAUUAAGAUGUGCCUUAAUCGUCCCAUUGAAUGGAAUCUGAAUUUGACAGCAGCAUCUCUAGCGAGCUGUACAGUUCAUAACCAAAAUCUCA
This is a messenger RNA of Ailuropoda melanoleuca (giant panda), 9897 nucleotides long. RefSeq names its product ligand dependent nuclear receptor corepressor like (gene LCORL). Bases 4951 to 9747 code for a protein of 1598 amino acids. The record is from RefSeq and is a predicted model, not a curated record. Gene Ontology annotation, biological process: regulation of transcription by RNA polymerase II. Gene Ontology annotation, cellular component: nucleus. The transcript has 3 exons. Gene Ontology annotation, molecular function: DNA binding. NCBI's taxonomy places the organism in Eukaryota, Metazoa, Chordata, Mammalia, Carnivora, Ursidae.